This is a messenger RNA of Botrytis cinerea B05.10, 1235 nucleotides long. RefSeq lists its product as hypothetical. Gene Ontology annotation, biological process: fatty acid metabolic process. The record is from RefSeq and is a predicted model, not a curated record. Bases 220 to 1125 code for a protein of 301 amino acids. The transcript is spliced from 3 exons. Gene Ontology annotation, molecular function: fatty-acyl-CoA binding. NCBI's taxonomy places the organism in Eukaryota, Fungi, Ascomycota, Leotiomycetes, Helotiales, Sclerotiniaceae.
GAAAAGAUGCGCAUGAUUAUCAUUUAAUAUUUGCAUUUCCUUUCAUUUACAGAUCUCCCACUUUGCUAUCUAUAAUAAUAUUCCUUUGCUUUUUGAAACAUUUGCUCGAAGUUUGUGAAGAUCGCAUUACCUGACCGACAACCAGUCACUGAUAAAUAACAUUGGGCCGGACAGUUUAUGCUGAAUAGAUGAGAGAGGAAGGAACGUUCUGGAGAUAAGAUGGCGGAUUCUGUGGACCGAGUAUUCGUCCAUGCGCUCAACACAGUAAAAAAGAUACCCAAGACUGGAGCGUCGCGGCCGCCUCCUGCAGAUCGAUUGCGUCUCUAUGGAUUAUACAAACAAGCUAUGGAAGGGGACGUGGAUGGUGUCAUGAUGCGGCCGAGUUCGAGAGGCGACGGGGAAGAUGGUGAAGCGGGAUUACAGGGGGAGGAAUUGAAGAGGGAAAGGGAUAAAUGGGAUGCGUGGGAUGCGCAGAGAGGAGUUAGUAGGACUGAAGCGAAGAGGAGGUACAUUGAAGCAUUGAUUGAUACUAUGCAUAAGUAUGCUAGUACUACUGCAGAUGCGAGAGAAUUGGUUGCAGAAUUGGAAUUUGUCUGGGACCAAAUCAAAAACAAUACUCCAUCAUCCACGGGAUCUUCGCCAGGCCAUCGCAUGCCAUCGUAUACGACUCAAACGAGACAGUUUCUAGAACCAGCGUCAGGGACCGACGGCGCAAUGAGAGUAUUAAGUCCAAUGAGCCAGGACGAUGAAGCCGAAAGGGAAUUUGAGCGACGAUUGGUGGACAAUGGUGAAGAUGAAGAGGUAUAUACCGACGGCAAAAAUAAUAAAACGAAAUGGAGGAAGAAUGUGGAACAAGUGCUAGUGAAAAUGACAGCUGAGAUUGCAGCAUUAAGGGAGCAGAUUGCUACGGGAAGAGAAUAUCAAGGCAAGAAGUCAAGGUCUCCAAGAAAAUGGAUGGCUUGGUUUAUGUGGAUUGCCAUCAAACACUUUUUGGUGGAUAUGGCGCUUAUGGGUCUCAUUCUGUUAUGGAUGAGACGAAAGAAGGACAGGAGAGUAGAGGAUCUCGUAAGAGAAGGAUUGAGGAUUGGGAGGGAAUAUGUGAGGAAAGUCUUACCCUCUCGGUGAUAAUACAUCGAUCUUUGAAUCUUGCGACUCAUAAUAACGACCAAGGGCGAUCACAAUCGCCGGAUGUUCUCGCUUCAUAUUGGACGACACAAUACUCACAAAUUGGUCCA